Vitis riparia (riverbank grape) is the source of this 2617-nucleotide messenger RNA. RefSeq lists its product as uncharacterized. The transcript has 11 exons. The record is from RefSeq and is a predicted model, not a curated record. Bases 1027 to 2478 code for a protein of 483 amino acids. Lineage: Eukaryota; Viridiplantae; Streptophyta; Magnoliopsida; Vitales; Vitaceae.
AACUUUACAAAUUAUUUGUAUCUUUAUUCAGAUUGAAAGUUGGAUAUAUAACAUUAAAUUAAUAUCCUUGUCUUAAUGGUAUUUCAAAUGUAGGGUAGAGGGGUUUCAUCAGUUUUAGUAAGAGAGAAAGGAACUUUUAUGAUAUACCCAGUGUCAUUUGAUCAACAAAUGCACAUGAGAUUAAUGGGUUUAGUAAUAAAUGCGUAACAUGGUGAUAGAUUAAAUUAUCAGAAAUUUUUGGAAAAAAGUGAGUUUAGGAAUAAUGACAUCACUACAGAAACUCUCUGAAAAGGAUGAUGCUGUUUGACAACGAUUUGCAGGAAAUGGGGGAGGAAUGCAGGGAAACUCGUGAAUAUCAACUGUAAAAAAGCAUUAUCCUUCACGUGGUUCGAUUUCCCAUGAAUAUGAUACAUAAAAGAAAGAUUCUCCAUGCUCUUUGAACUCAAGCAACUGUUUGAUUCAUUCUAGGAUUUCAUGGUACCUGUGAGCUCAGAAUCAGAAGCACAAAUGGUGGAUUCAAAGGGGUUUCUCACAUAUCUCUGUUACUUCAUCUUCUUCCUCCCUGUCUUUGUUCUUCUCUUUGCUCUUGGCAUCAUCAAAGGUGGUAUUUUCAGUCCCUUUGUGUUUCUGGUAAUAGCUUUUGGGGACAUAGGUGUUGUGGUAGGGCUAUGGCCUUGUCAUCUUGUUUGGACUGUUUACUGUAUAGUGAUGUUUGUUUCUUUACUCUGUAUUAUUCGAGCUGAAAGGAACUAGGAAGAUUGCGCUGUUUGGUUUCUCAGAACGGGAAAGAAGAGCAAAAAAAAUUUGAAUCCUAAGUAAACCCUCUUCUCAUCUGUGUCCGAUAGAAGGGGUUGUUUGGUGUAACUCUUUUCCUUUCUGGAAGACAACAUGCCGUAUGAUUAAGAUUCAAAAUUUUCCUCUUUUUGUUUUUUUUCCCAGCUACCAAACAUGUGAAUACAGAAGGAAACCUUCCGUUUCAACAUUUAUUUGUUUAUAUUCAAUUAAUUCACUGACUCAAUGUAACUUAUGAAGAACAGGACAAAGAAAUUUGAUCCAUAUUUGAAGUGCCUAUUGAUUCUUAUGGUCCCAAUUCCAAUAGCAUUGUGGACAGUUGUUGGGGUGGUUGGUAGUGUGAUUAUGGGAAUUGGUUAUGGUUUCAUUUGCCCUGUGAUGGAUACAUUCAAGGCUGUUAGCAUGGAAGGUGUUUCUUUACGAACAAAAUUGAUCAGAUGCUUCACGGAUGGUACUUGGAGCAAUGUUUGGGGUGCCUGCACAAUUGUCCGUGAUUUUGCUGAUUUUUCUUUCCAUUCCUACUUCUCAGUGAUGGAUGGAUUGCUUGAAUCAAAAGGGGAGAAGCCCAUAGAACUAAAGGUUUUCGAGAUACCAGGUUGCAUUUUAUGUGCAAUUCUCGGAGUUCUGGUUGACGUGCCUUUUAUAACUCUGAUAGUCCUCUAUAAAUCCCCCAUCUUGCUGUUCAAAGGGUGGAAUCAGUUACUGCAUGAUCUUAUUGGAAGGGAGGGGCCUUUCUUUGAAACCAUCUGUGUCCCCUUUGCAGGGCUUUUGAUUUUGUUGUGGCCAAUUGUGGUUGUUUUAGCUGCUUUGGCUGGAGUUAUUUCGAGUUUCUUCUUUGGCUGUUAUGCUGCUGUUAUUGCAUAUCAGGAAAGCUCUAUAAAGAGGGGGUUGCUAUAUAUAGUUGCAUCUAUGUCAUUGUUUGAUGAGUCCACCAAUGACUUCCUUUACCUACGAGAAGGAUCCUGCUUUCCCAGACCAAGAUAUCGCAAGCAGCUGACUUAUAGUCCAACACUGGUGUCUGUAAAUGGGCUGAAUGAACAGCUCCAUGCCAAUGAACCUCUUGUAAGGACAACUUCUGAGAAAAAGAGGGCACUUAGUGCUGUGAUGAUAUGGGAUAACUACUUCAAAGCAUGUGAGCACACCGGGAAAGAGCUUCUCAGAGCUGGAGCUGUUGGGAUGCCAGAUCUGGAGACAUGGCGAAAUUCAAAGAACAAGAUAAUUAAUAUUGGAAUUCCUGCUUAUUCGUUUCUGGAAUGCUUCCUUCACUCUAUCAAGAGUGGUUCCCCUGGAUUUCUCAUGCGUGACAAUGUUGAAUUAACAAGUUUGAACAGACCUGAGGGAAGGGUUUUUGACUGGAUGUUUGAGCCCAUGAGCAUCAUGAAAGAGCAGCUCAAGAGCCUAAAUCUAGUGGAGACUGAAGAAUUAUACCUCUACAAAUUUUCUCUGUACCAUGGUGAUAGAGAAAGAAUGGAAGCUUGGCAAAAUGGCGGCUUCCCACCAGAAGAUGAGAUUAGGAGAGCUCAGUUAGAGGGUAUUAGUAGAAGGCUGCAAGGAUUUUGUUUGACACUUUCAAUUCUACCGACAUCCAGGCGCUGGUUUGAUGGAGUGGUGAAAGAGAUAGAACAAGAAGCAAGGCGGGGAUUGGAUGGGUUUGAUGCACUUGAUGAUCCAACAGCAGUUGUUUAGGAUGUUUUUUUUUUUUUUUUUUUGAAAUUUAAACAAUAAGCUUUGAUGAUCUGAAAUUUUUUUUCUUCUUCAAAUUGGAAUUAUAUAUUUUUACAUUGCAGUCAUAUCUGAUACUCGUAAAGUGCAUCUUCUUCUUUUU